AUGGGUUUCGUGUCGCACGGCCCCGGCCAGGACAGAAAAGAAGGACGAACUAUCGUGUACCCCUGGAUGGCGUAUAACCCUACUGCCGGAUCCCGCUGGCGUUUCGUGCCUAAUGGCCAAUCCGGGUCGACAUGGUUCAUGGCCUUGUCAUGCGCCCUCACCCAACGUCAUGGCAACUGGCACCAGCAGCCCAUUCUCGUCUGGUCACACACUGUACGCGUAGCAGCAACGCCUGGCCAUGAGAAGAGGUUGGAUGUGCAGCACCAGCGGUACAGGACUGCUACUACCGUGUACCACGUAACCGUCUGGUCUCCACUACCCACUGCGCCAGCACCAGCAAUCCGCGUGCUUUGUCUAGCACGGGCGCCACUAGGCCAGCCAUGCCCUCAUGAACUUGUAAUGACCGUGGGAGGGAAAAAGGACAAGGAACCGAAUUCGGCCCGACCGAGGGCGGCGCCAAGGGGCGCAGAGGCUGAGCACCGCAUUUUUGCAGCGCGAGACCCGCGAUGCAGUCGGGCAUGGUGGAGAGAAACGAGGCGCAUGGCCGAAUGGUGGGUGCCUGCCUGCCUGCCUUCCCGGCAAACCCAAGCCCAAGUGCCGCCUCGCUGCCUCGCCGCCUCGCCGCCACAAUUUCAUUCCCAUACUCACACACCCACACCCUCUCCGCCUACACAUGGAAACACUCCCCAACGGGCCGGAGCUGUCUCCGCCGCAACCUCUCCAAUGAACUCCCAACCGCCUGAAACAUGGCCAUACUGCAGCAUCCACGCUCCAUCCCAACGUGCGACUUGCUAG
Molecule: messenger RNA, 795 nt
Organism: Bipolaris zeicola 26-R-13
Lineage: Eukaryota; Fungi; Ascomycota; Dothideomycetes; Pleosporales; Pleosporaceae
Exons: 3
Coding region: 1-795 (264 amino acids)
Source: RefSeq, a predicted model, not a curated record